Schistosoma margrebowiei is the source of this 896-nucleotide messenger RNA. The record is from the annotation of a GenBank genome assembly. Lineage: Eukaryota; Metazoa; Platyhelminthes; Trematoda; Strigeidida; Schistosomatidae.
CAACUAUUGAAUCUCAAUUAGCCUUAUUCAAUUCUUUACCAAAUAAUCAAGAUAUUAUUGGUUUCAUUGAUAAUGAUAUACAUAAUAAUAAUAAUUCAUUAGAUAAUUCAAAUGAUAAUUAUAGAAAAGUUACUAAUUUAUGGCAAACUACAAACUAAUAAACGUUUAGAUGCUACAGAAGAAGGUCUUCAUCGAUGCAUAGAAUCUAUAAAAUCAAUAUCGUGCACAUAUCUCCUACGGCAACCUGCAUUCAAUGGUUUGCAUUCAAACAUGACCAAAGUGACAUUUUACGUCUCUGUUUUCCUCAGUUACAAUUCCUUUGUUAUAUAUACUUUACAAAUGUACACAGAAAAUGACUUUGAUACAAAUGCAAUUCUCUCCUCGUCAUUUUGUACGACAAUACUGAAUUAUGCUUGCCCACUAUUUAAUACUUCAAGAUUUCCAAUGGUGAUACAGCAUUGAUCUCAAUAUGAACAAAUCUUUAUACCAUAUCUCUUGUUAAUUCAAUUACCUUCCAAUUUGACGGAACCCUAAUAUCAUCGUUAAAUACACAGGUUAAAACAUUGCUUGUUAUUAUUGGAUCGAUGAUGUAUUAUUUUGGAAGAAACGAAAAUCAUCUCCCGUGAAGUUCGCUAAGUUUGUUGUGUUCCAAUGUCGUUGACUGAUAUCAUGUAUAUAGAAUGGUGUUCCGAUUCGACGAUAACUUCUGUUAGUAAUAUAAAGAUAUCCUGAAAUCUCAUGCGAGGAAGUGUUGCACGCCAGACAUGUCAUACAUCCUGUGUAACGAGAUCUCACUAUUCUCGUGUCUAUUAGAAGACUCUUAAUUGCUCGUAAUUGAAAAAUAACCGUAGACCAAAAAUGAACAUUACUUCAGUUACUUCUCAACAACGAAUUGU